GGCAAAAGAACACAGACACUGGAUAGAGGAACACUAAUGUACUCUGUCAAAAUACAUUUUGAUAGUGACAAAAGUUAACCGUACCAAUGAAAGCUAUGACAUCAUCAACACGACUCGGGUUUUGGAAAGCAAUAAUGCUAGGUUGAAGGUUAUUGUGGCUACAGCAAAAUAGUUAUUGGGGUUAACAGAUACUGUUGAAAUGGUUGUAGAUAUGCUGAAUAAUCCUACGAGUGGAUUGAUGGUUGUAGAUAUGCUGAAUAAUCCUACGAGUGGAUUGUUUCAGAAUGAUAUACAGUUUAAUGGGUUAGUAGGGCUUUUUCUUAGUAGUGCAUAAUUAGGUAGACCAUGAUUGAUGCACACUCCAGCACAGUAGGUGGCGGCAUGCACCUUUUAACGUUUGUUUGCGGACGGCAAUGAUAUCAUAGAAGACUAAGUAAGAUGAACGGAAGUGAACAGUGACCAAGAACUAUUUCCACGUUAAGAGUUUUUAUUGUUAAUAUUUAGAUGUGUAUUACCACCCUGGAACGCAAUAUGACUUAACUGCACAGCAUCACAUACUUAACCCAUGUAGUUUUUAAUUCGCGUUGGAGACAGGACUUGGUACAUAUGUUAUCUAGGUAACGCUAGCUGCUAACAAUGGCCGGUAACUCUAACGGUAUGGUAUUUCACACUCAAAUAGCCUCCAUUAUGGAGGUGCUAGCGAAUGCAGCCGUGGCAGAGAUCUGUAAAGUCGUAGACGACGACUAUGCAGUGUUUCGUUUGGAAAUAACUCAAAGCCGGAAAGAAAACAGGGCAUUACGGAGGAAACUACUGGAACUGAAGGUGACACGAGAGCGCGUCCUCGCCAGUCGUCCCAGUAGUAUCAAGAUCCUCGACCGAUACAGAGGAAUGGCAAGAGGUGAAGGACAUCUCACUGGAGGCCACAGGAGCUUUGUGAAGUCAGCGGGACACAAUACAUGGAGAGAUGACCAACCAAUCACGGUUGAUGAGGGGAGUGGAACCUCAACCCAGCAUGUUAUCGUGAUAGAGUCUGCAGAUGCAGAGGCUGCAGGUCCUGGAGGAUCAUCUCUGGUCAAGCAGGAGAGGACUGAAGGAGAGGAGGACUCACAACACAGCAGAGACAUCCAGACUGGAGCAGCGGCUGUAGUGGCACACCCUGUAGCCACGGAGGACCUUGCCACCGCCCCCCAGCCUAGGACCCGAUGCAGCAUCACGGAGGAGGAGAGUCCAGAGGUGCUGCUGGUGAAGGAUGAGGGGUGUGAGGAGGGUCUAGGGAACCCUGAGGGGACCAUGGUCAUGGAGGACAACCAGACUACACCUCCUGAAUCCACAGAGGAACCAGCUGAGCAGCACAGGACCACACACAGUCUCACUGAGUCAGUAGACAUGGAGGAUGGGAAGCCUGAUCUGCUGCUGGUCAAAGAGGAAACAAUAGAAGACGGACCAGAGAGCAUUGAUCUGCUGAGUGGACUAAAGAUGGGGGAGCAAGGUGGUUUGCUGGAGGCUAACAGAGGAGACUGGGCGGCCAUCUUGGAUUCCCAGACUGGUGCAGCCAAGGACCCAGGGGACAACAUCACUGAGCAGGCCAGGACCAGAGGUGACACAGUGGAGGUCAGUGGAUGGGACAGCAUCCUCAACUCUGGAGUGGGGAACAACACUGUUAACCAGAAACAGACUGUCGAACACAAAACAACAACCAAACUUAGUUGCCAUGACAACAGACUGGCUGAGACCAGGGCGAGGCGUAGAUUUGGUCUGCAGGGACGGGGAGGUGUCCGUAUGCGGCAGGAGAGAACAGACACAGACUCGGCUAGCGAUGCUCCGUCCUGCUCCUAUAGUUGUGAUUCAGAGAGACUGAUGGCGCCUCAGGUUAACCCCCAAACAGGUGCUGCCUUCAGCCUGCCUUCUAUAGGAUCUAUCAACUGGAACAUGGACCCUGUGACAACACAGACACUCCCUGGCCUUCAUCCUCCUCACACUCUCCUAAUGUUAAACCAGAACUCAGACAAUGCCAGUGCCUCAACACCAAAUGGCUACACAAGCCCAUUGACAAAUGACAGGAGUAGUAACUCUAUCUGCAGAUCUGGUGGCAAAGAGAAGCGCUUCCCGUGUUCAUUCUGUGGGAAAGCCUUCAGUUUCCCCAAACAGGUGGAGAUCCACCAGAGGAUGCACACGGGGGAGAAACCAUUCGGCUGUCAUCUUUGCCGGACCAGUUUCUCCCAAUUGUCCAACCUGAAGAGGCACCAGAGGGUCCACACAGGGGAGAAGCCUUACAGCUGCCCCCAGUGUGAGAAGAGGUUCUCCCACCAGCACCAUCUGAAGAUACACCUGAAGGUCCACACAGGGGAAAGGCCUGUACGCACUGGGGAAAGAGUUUCUCGGAGAGGAGCUACCUCAGGAUACACCAGCAGAAAAUGCACACGGACAACGUAUAGUGUAUAGUGAGUGAUACAGAAUUUGUCACUUUAAAAAAAAGCCAAAAACAAAUAAAGUAUGUCUUCUCCUUCAGGGUCCCGUCUAAUGCCUGGUGACUGGGUUCAUACAAGGCCUGGGCCUGAAUCUGGGUCUAGCCUUCCUCAGUUACCCCACCAAUACAGACAGGGUCAUGAUGGGCGUUCACCACAAGAGGUACCUAGCCUAUAACACAGCACACAAUGUCAACAACACCCAAACAAUGACUAGAGGUCAAGGAGGGAGCUCAAAGACUAACCACCUGUCUACCUCCUCUAAUGUCAUUGGGUCACAACAUGGGAGGCCGAGCAUUAAGACGGACAUCGACAAGCCGUAUGCCUGCCUCACGUGUGUGAAGCACUUCGCUGAGGUGAACUAUGCGAAGCAGCACCAGACCGUUCACACCAAGGAGAGGCCCUUCAAGUGCAAACUGUUACAAGAGCUUCUCAUUCCUGAGUAACAUUAUCAGACAUAGGAGUGUCCACAAUGGGGAGAAAUCGUAGCAGUGUGGUUUGAGAUGUACACAGGGAAUAUCUGGAAACUAUUAUUUAGCUGACAUAUUAUACUAAUGUGAAGUGUCUUGGGGUAAGAGGGUAAUUAACCACAUAAUUCAUUAAACCUUUGUUAACUUGUCAUUUAAAA
Messenger RNA from Salmo salar (Atlantic salmon), 3093 nucleotides. NCBI's taxonomy places the organism in Eukaryota, Metazoa, Chordata, Actinopteri, Salmoniformes, Salmonidae. The record is from RefSeq and is a predicted model, not a curated record.